This is a messenger RNA of Micromonas pusilla CCMP1545, 603 nucleotides long. RefSeq lists its product as uncharacterized. The transcript is spliced from 2 exons. Bases 1 to 603 code for a protein of 200 amino acids. NCBI's taxonomy places the organism in Eukaryota, Viridiplantae, Chlorophyta, Mamiellophyceae, Mamiellales, Mamiellaceae. The record is from RefSeq and is a predicted model, not a curated record. Gene Ontology annotation, molecular function: protein binding.
AUGACCGCCGACGCCGAGAAGAAGGUCAUCACGAUCAACGUCAAGCUGCUUCCGAAGUAUCACAGCGACCACGCGCAGCUGACGCGGUACCAGCUCGGGCACCGCAAGGACUACGUCGGGAAGCUCACGCGCGUGAAGUGCUCGCCGAGCGACACGAUCAAGGAACUGAAGGCGCAGAUCGAGAAAGAACGCGGCUCGCCCGUUCAAUACGUCAAGAGAGGCGGCACCCCCACGGGCGUCAUCCUCUCCGACGACGCGACGCUCGAGUCUCUCGGGUUAGACUACGACAUGUCCGUGUACGAGCACCUGUGGGAAGACAGCGACGAGAACCAAGAGAAAUUCGUCGUCGACCGCGAGAAGGUUCGAGAGAUGGUCGGCAUGUUCAUGAUGGAGCACCCGGACAUCGGUCGGCACGGCCCGGAGGUCACCGGCGAGGCCGAGGACCCGAAAGACUGGACCGCGAAGAAUCUCAAGAAGCGCGAAAACAUGGAGAAAGAAGUCCAGAAAGAGCGCGAGCGGAAGCAAAAGCGACGCGAAGAAGAAGCCGCGAAAGCGACCGCGGCCGCAAAGGCGGCGAAGGAAGGCAAGCCGGUCGCGGCGUGA